AUGGUGCAAAUUCAAAGGUCAGCUCCUCCGGAGCCUGUGAAUCCAUUCCCGCGUAAGAGCAACAAUAGCUCAUGGGCUGGCAUAACGGAUGAUGCGUGGCUAGAGGUGCACGACGAGUUUCGAGACAAAUUCCCAGAAUUCGUAGUGGACAAAGAGGACGACAACGGACAUCCAGGAAAGAUCCUCACUCCCUACCAUGAAAUGUGGGAAAAGGUGGAGGGAGUUCUUCGCGAUAUUGGGACAUCCGCAGAGGAAGGCAGACGACAUUUCAGAGACUGGAUUACCGGCAUCGUAGACAAAGCUGGACACGUCGACUCGGCUGUUGGUCUGGCGACAGGAGUUUUCGCCGACUGUGAUCAGAAAACAGAAGAGGCAUUUGUGCACCAACUUGCCGUAUUCAUCACUAUCCGUAAUAGGCUCCAGAUGAAGCAGAAAACUACGAUACCCAUGGUCUUUCAGGAUCCAAGAUUCGGAAUUGGAGAGGAGUAUCUGCUAUCGUCCCUCGCGGGAGGGAAAGUGGUUGAGCACCCAGGGUGUUUGAAACACAUGACCAAGUCGUCCUUCGUCUUUGCAAUCCAUUUACCUGCGUCAGCCUUUGUGGAUACCAUUCUUCCUUCGCUACCAGCGCUGUAUAUUGGCAAUAAAAUCCAGAACACCUAUUCUGGGACUGGUCAGGUUCUGGCAGCGCGAUAUAUCCGACAAGUAUACAUGAGCGGCCAUAGAGAACUGACCAAAGAGUUGAGGGAGAUAAUUGAUCGCACUGCUUCCUUUGACGACUACUACGACUUGAUCGAGUUUGAUGGAACCUACGAUCGCAUUCAUCCCAGUCAGCGGAAACGCUGGUUUCAAAAUACGUUUGUCCACUUCCCGAAAUUGAAACAUCCUGAGCUGGUGUCUUCAAACAAGGACAGGAGCGAAGCAGAUUCCUCAAAUUCUGAUCCCAACCGGGAAUCGUACGGCGGUCCUGAAGAUGCCCACGGUGGGCCACCUUUGGGCGGUGUUCGCACAGCUUCUGCAGCUGAAUCGGCAAGUGUAACUCUUUCUGCCAUGACCCUCGCUCCUGCCCAAUCCGAACCUGCGUACAACCCCAUACAAAGCGUCGGCACAGAGCCCAUAGCAGCAUCUGCACGUCAAUAUCUGGCGGACAACAGCCUAUGGGAUAGAGGGAAAAGUUCUGCAACCAGUACGACAUCAACAGCCUCAGAGAUCCCCGCAUCUUCAUCCAAACAACGGCAAGAGCAAGAUCGAAAGCGUAGGCUUGAGCGACAACAAUCGCCAGAAAACUUCAAUCCAGAUCUGGAUCCGCGAAACUUCCCGAUCAGGAACAAGACUGACAAAGUGGCCGGGAUUUGGAAGCCGAAUGCUGAAUGA
Messenger RNA from Aureobasidium subglaciale EXF-2481, 1371 nucleotides. RefSeq lists its product as uncharacterized. NCBI's taxonomy places the organism in Eukaryota, Fungi, Ascomycota, Dothideomycetes, Dothideales, Saccotheciaceae. The transcript has a single exon. The record is from RefSeq and is a predicted model, not a curated record. The coding region runs from base 1 to 1371 and encodes 456 amino acids.